AUGGAACGCUGGGCUUCGGCCGACCCGCACCCUUCCUCCUCGAACCUGCAGCCGCACAGCCACGACAGAUUGCCGCUCGGCCACCAGCUCUACCACCAGCGCCGCCCUUCGGCCCAUCCGCCUCGGCCCAUCCGACCCCGCCGCCCGUCAUCGUCGUCGUCGUCGUCAUCGGCGUGCUCGACCUCGUCGCUUGUUUCGGGCGCAUCCGACUUCGACUCUAGCCCCCGGCAACCUUCGUCCGCCGCCAUGUCCUCCUCGCGCAGGAUCCGCGAUCCUCGACCCGCCAUGGACAUCAAGGUCCUCUAUACGCUCGACUCGAGCCCCAACCACACCAUGGUGGCCAGGGUGGGCAAGCCCGUCCCCGUCGACGUCGUCCGACCAGCAGGCGGGCCUCCUUCCUCGCCCAUGCACGGCACUCACCACUCCAGCGCGCCACCGAUGACGCGGUUCGGAAGGGUCACGCUCAAGGCCUGUCUCAGCGCCAUCUGCACUGCGAGCCCCGAGCUCAUCUUUGACCGGAAACGCGACUACAUCAUCUACGCCGUCGACCCAGAGGAGACGUUCCGUGCCGCUCAGCAACGGUCGCCCACGGGCCCCCUUCGUAGCGUCGGCCACGCUGCCGAGUCGAGCAAGGCCGGUGCCGUCGCUGCUGCUGCCGCCGCGGCCGAGUCUGCCGCACCGGCCGCCAUGAUGGUCGGCAAAGGAUACUUCCGCUGGGGCCUCGAGGAGGAGGGCGACGGCGAGACGCUCGUCUCGGGCAAGGUGCGCUCCGAGGGCAUCCGCUCCGUCUACCGCGACGGCCGCAUGGUCGACGAGAGCAUCGACGUGCUCGAGGUCGUCUUCAACAUGAAGGAGACCCAGGCGAGGAGCAAGGACCAGUACUAUGACCUGGUCCGUGGCUUUGGCAGCUCGUCGGCGAGUUCGAUCGAGCCGUCGCCAUCGUCGGCCAUGCCCAUGCGAGCCGAGCGCCGGCCGUACCACACGGCGCAUGCCGAGUCGCGCUCCAGCUCCCGCUCGCUGCAGCUCAGGUCUGAGCCCGACUACCACCAGGCCCGCGAUCGGUCGACAAUCCCUCCUCAGCACGAGCAGCAAGACCAGCAGCAAAAGCAACAGCGACAGCGGCAGCAGCGACCGCGUGGGUCAUCGAGAAGGUCUUUGGCUCCGGCCGGCGACGUCUUCGAGAGAACUACGGACUCCACCAGUGUCCGCGGGCAUGAGGCGCGAGCCACAUCACUGGCACGAGAACCCUCCCCGGCAAGUCGGGCGAUGCAGGCACCCUCUCCGUUGCAGUCGAGCGCAUCCGCGCAGCAGGCGCCCGCACAAACGACGCUCGACCUCGAUGCAGUCUCGGCCGUGCAUCCCGGGGCGCUGCAUCUCUUGUCGGCGCUGCAGACGCUCAAGGAUCGCCGGGACCAGCCGGGACAGAAGGGCCCCGAACCGCAGCAGGCUCAGCAGCUCGGUGAGCUUCUCACAGCCGUCGCCGGGGCUCUCGGGCUCGGCAUCACGAGCGGCGCAGUGACGGGCGAGGCGGUCCCGGAGACGACUGCCACGCCUCAGCAGCCAGUGCUCGGCUCCAUCGACGCGCCGUCAGUCCAGCCGGGAACGAGCGAGCCGCACGGUUCGAGCGGCGCCGAGGGCAAGGAGAACCGCGCCGCCAUAGAGACACCGCCGGCCACCAAGGCUGCGUCCAAGACGGGCGGCAGAGCCCGAUCGACGGCCGCCACCCCCGCAUCCGAGGUGGUGGCCACCCCGGCCCAGUCGACGGCAGGCAGAGACACCAGCGGCGACAGCCAAGGCGACACUGUCGGCGGCGGGGAUGCCGCUGACGCCGACAGCCGCGCCGCGAGCGCCUGCAAGAACGUAUGCUACAACUGCGGUUCCUCGCGCGCCAAGACCUGGCGCGCCAUGGUCCUCCCCGUUGGCACCGAGAUCAACUUCCCGGCAAGCGAAAAGCAUCCGCUCAACUGGCCGGCCGCCGAGUACCCCACCCAAUUCGCCCACCUGCCGGGGCCCAUCGUGUCCGACGGCUCGUGCCGCUGGACCGCCUGCAACUCGUGCGGCCUCUACUUUCUCAAGUGGGACGACUCGCGGCCCAGGCACAUGUGGGACCGGGAGUGGAAAAAGAGGAUGAAGCGCGAGCAAGCGGCAAGGGACGCCGCCGCCACCCAGAAGCGCUCGAGCAGCGAGCAGGCCGACGACGACGCACGGAAGCGCGUCAAGAUGUCGCAGACCGACGACGAAGCCGUCUCUCCGGCGUUCAGCACCGGCGACGGCGCGCCGGCGGGCGCGAGCGGGCCGGACGGCGACCAGAAGGCGAGCGGCCUGCCACGGACGCUGAGCUCGGCGUGCCAGCGCGAGGCAGAGAGGCUGGAGUGCGUGCGGCUCGAACGCGAGCGCAAGCGCGAGAUGAACCGCAAGAGCAAGGAAAAGGAGAAGCAGCUCGUCCGGGACCAGAACGGCCAGCUGCGGAGCCGCCGCAGCGUCCGCGAGAACCCCGUCGGCAGAAAGGCCGGACGACCCAAGGGCACCUGCAGAAAGUCCAUGGAUUCGGCAGCAAACGGGUCCGACGCCAUGGACGACAGCAUGGGCGGCGACAUCGACAUGGAGCCGAGCCCGGUCACCAGCGUCCGCUCGAGCCCGGCACUGGCUCGCUCGCGGAAACCAUCCACAACGACGGCGACCUCGGCGGCGGGGGCAGCGGCAACGGCAACGGAGAAGGCCGCCUCCGCCGCAAACGAUGACUCCGUCUUCCGUGCCCCUGCCCCUCCAGCACACGCGGCCAAGGCCUCGGCAGGCGCCGCAGCAGCAGCCUCGUCCACCACCCCCGCCGCGGCUCGAAGCGCUCGCGGCGGCGCGGAGGACGCACCGGCCGGCCGCACCGUCAGCUUUGCCCAGUCGAGCCCGGUCCGACCCUCAAUCUCUGCGCGCAACGCAUCCAACAGCAGCAUGGCAAGCAACGACCACCCGACGCCGUUUGACAGCCCAUCGCGCGAUCUGCGCUUCCGCGUGCCCAACUACCUGCUCAACUCGAGCCCGGGCACCAUGAUGGACACGCUGAUGAGCGAGGCCGACUUCGACUUUGAGGAGCUCGGGCCGUCGGCCCUCCUCAGCACGCCGGGCUCGCUGAUCGGCUUCGGCAGCGGCCUCAACGGCACGCCGACGCCGCUGCGGCGGAGCCCGAGGAAGAACCCAGGCGGCACCCAGAGCGACCAGAACCCCUUUGCCACGCACAUGGAGCCGGCAAGCCCGUCGCUCGGGCAGUCGGCGCGCGCGCUGCAGGGCGCCCAGCGGCUGACGUUUUCGAGCGACGAGAGCCCCGUGACGCGCAGCCGCACCAAGUCCGGACAGGGCGUGCUCCAUCCCGCGCUCUUCUCGUCGAGCGACAGCCCGACCGAGGGCAAACGAUCAAAGGCCAAUUCCAGCAGCAACGUCACCUCUCCCAUCUCGCCCAGCCCGAGGCGCACGGCCAAGGCCAGGAGCAGCGCCAACCAGCCCACCGCCGCGAUCGAUGGCGGCAGGGCGGCCAAGGUCGGGAUGGCCGCGCGGAAGCAGGCGGCGCAAUCCCGUGCCAGCGGCAAGGCCAAGCUGCUCUCCGACGGCCUCGACCAGGACGAUGGUGACGACGACGACGACGAUGCCGGUGGUGAGCAGCUCACCAAGGGCCCGUACCGCGGCGCGCAAGGCAGCCCCGCCGGCAUCAGCCGCCUCUCACGCAAGGCGCCGCCCACCAAGGCGUCGGGCAUCAGCGGUGCCGCCCGCCUGUCGCACCUCGACCUGCCGCCGAGCAGUCCGCCGACGUUUGACCACCCGACGACAGAGAGCGCCAACUUUGCCGACGUCGAGGUCGACGGGUGGGGGAGGACCCCGAGCAUGCGCGAGAUGUUCCCGACGCCGAGCGACGGCGACUGGAUGAGCGAGGGCCACGUCUCACCGACCAAGCCAGCCGACAGCCAGGCAAGCCAGGCCGCGGCCACCGCCCCUCUGCCCGCCGACGACAAGCUGCAGGUCGCCGCACCCACAUCGCGCCGACCCAGCGCCUCGCCGCAGAACGCGGUGGUGCCCCUUCCGCCGGCCCACGUCGCACGGCGUCCACUGCCGGCGACGGUGGAGGACGCGUCGACGACGUCCGGAUCGUCGCCCGAGGACAACGACUCUCCCGACCAGGCCUCCAACGUCUUUGAGCUGUUCGACGAUCCCUACGGCCUGCUCGCCGCGUCCGGCUUCGGCAUUCAGGGCAACGGAAUGAGCGCCGACGCCUUUGCCGACGUCGAGCUGCAUCGCUCGAUGGAGUUUGGCCAUCACCUCAACGCCUUCACCCAGGAGGGUGGCGCCGGCGUCGCCGCGCAUGUCGCACCGGCGGGCGACACGACGAUCGUCGCGCGGCCGCAGACACGGUCGCAGGACGACGGCGCAGCAGCCUCGAGCUCCGCUCCCGCCUCGCAGUUGCAGAUCACCGUCCCAGCAUCGACUUCGUCGUCGUCGUCGUCAUCCAACUCGGCCCUGCCCAUGCCCAUGCCCAUGCCGAUGCCAAGCACGCCUUCAAUCGCGGGCGACGUGGCGUCGUUUUUCUCGUCGUUCCCGCCGGCCGAGCUGACGGCGCUGUUUGCAUCGCCGGGCAAGCCCAAGGUCGGAGCGCAGUUUGUCGAGACGCUGCUCUCGCCGCGGGGCAAGGGGCGGUCAUCGUCGUCGUCGAACAACUGCAACGGCAACGGCAACGGCAACGGAGGCGGCCCGUCGUCGUCGCUGCCCCUCGUGGCCUCGGGAGGCGGCAACAGGGCGGAGCUGUCGACGUCGGACCAGGAAGAUAUCAUCACCCUCCUCAACAACCCGGAUAUCCAGGCCAUGUUGGCCGAGUUUGGUGAUCUGCCGGGCAUGCCCAACGUCGUGUCCGCCUCGCAGCAGCAGCGCGGGGCCGCCACGAACAAAGAAGCGGCGGGCGGCGCUCUCGCCUAG
Messenger RNA from Pseudozyma flocculosa PF-1, 4953 nucleotides. RefSeq lists its product as uncharacterized. Gene Ontology annotation, molecular function: zinc ion binding. Bases 1 to 4953 code for a protein of 1650 amino acids. The record is from RefSeq and is a predicted model, not a curated record. Gene Ontology annotation, biological process: rDNA heterochromatin formation; regulation of transcription by RNA polymerase II; silent mating-type cassette heterochromatin formation. NCBI's taxonomy places the organism in Eukaryota, Fungi, Basidiomycota, Ustilaginomycetes, Ustilaginales, Ustilaginaceae. The transcript has 3 exons.